CCUUCACAACCAAAAUGGCGGAGGGGAGAGCUGGGUCGGUACGACGAUGAGCUGGGCUUGAAAACUGUAUCUUAUAAUUCAAGAAGUACUAUAAUGCAAUUCCUUGUGAAUCUAAGCCUGCACACUUUGUAAGAGGACACACGUCGUGUUUUCCCCCCAGUGAUCUCCAGUGCGUGGGGAUGGGUGAUGAUGGACAGCAGAAGUCCUCGCGUGGUGGACUACUUCGUGGUGGCGGGGCUGAUGGACUCGUCCAAGCCGCUGGACGAGGAGAUCCACUUCGACGACGCCUGCCACCAGACGGCCAGGCCCAAGGCGCCCGUCACUGACGUCGCCGUGGUGAUGCGCUCGCUCGGGGAGCAGGUGCCCGCCGGGUACGCCUGCGUGGAGGCCACGCCCUCCGGCCUCUCUGCCGACCUGAACGGGGGCAGCCUCAUGGGACCCCAGACCUACCUGUGCUACAGGAGGGGGCGGGACAAGCCCCCGCUCACUGACCUGGGGGUGCUCUAUGAGUGGAAGGAGCGGCUGAAGCCGGGCUGUGACAUCAUUCAGACCACGCCUUGCGGUCGCCCGGCCAACAUCAGCGGCUCCUCCUCCCAGCGCAUCUACAUCACCUAUCGCCGCGCCCCCAGCAGCCCCUCCCACGCCUUGCUGGCCGUCACGGACAUCUGCGUCAUCAUCCCCGGCAAGGGCGAGGCUCCGCCCCACACCUUCUGCAGGGUGGAGAAGAACCUCAACAGCAGCAUGUGGGGUUCGUCCAUCUACCUCUGCUACAAGAAGUCUGUGGCCAAAACCAACACAAUAGCAUACAAGGCUGCCUCCGUGUGCGCGCUAGCCUCCGUGCUGGCACAGCCGACCGGAUGGCGCCAGCUCCGUGCUGUGAGAUCGGCAGACAUGGUUUCCCUCUGUGUCUGUGCGCUGAUGUGCUACCCGGAGGGACUCACCAUCGAGUGCUCCCCGCCCAGUCUGUCCUCGUCUUCUCCUCCCAUGGGGGCACCUCGGAAGUGGUCGUACAGCAUUUUGAUGGUGUGUGUGUGUGUGUAUGUGCGUGUGUGUGUGUGUAUGUUUGUGUAUGUGUGUGUGUGUAUGUGUGUGUGUGUGUGUGAGGUGUAUGGAGCCGCCAUCCAGUUCUAUGAGCCCCACCCCCAGGAGCAUCUCACGGAGAAACAGCGCCUCCUCCUGGGCCUGGUCGACGGGGAGCGCGGAACCGGCGGCCCCAGAACCGUCCACGCCCUCAAGUGCAUCUGCCUCCUCUCUCACUGGCCGUUCUUCGACGCCUUCCGGAAGUUUCUCACCUUCCUCUACCGAUACUCCAUCUCCGGCCCCCACGCGCUGCCCAUCGAAAAGCACGUGACCCACUUCAUGCACAGGGUGCCCUUCCCCUCCUCCCAGAGGCCUCGCAUCCUGGUGCAGCUUUCUCCACAUGACAGCCUGAUGCUGUGCCAGCCGGUGUCCUCUCCCCUGCCCCUCAGCGGCGGGCGGUUCUCCGCUCUCCUGCAGAACCUGGGCCCGGAGAACGCCGUCACGCUGCUGGUGUUCGCCGUCACCGAGCACAAGAUCCUGGUGCACUCGCUGCGCCCGGCCGCCCUGACCAGCGUCACUGAGGCCCUGGUGUCGAUGAUCUUCCCUUUCCACUGGCAGUGCCCCUACAUCCCGCUGUGCCCGUUGGCACUCGCAGACGUGCUCAGUGCCCCCUGUCCGUUCAUUGUGGGCGUUGACUCCCGCUACUUUGACCUCUACGACCCCCCGCCGGACGUUAGCUGUGUGGACCUGGACACGAACACCAUCUCCCACAAUGAAGAUAAGAAGGCCCUGACCUGGAGGAUCCUGCCGAAGAAGGCCUGCAAAACCCUGAUGGGCGUCCUGAGCGACCUCCACCAGCAGCUCACCGACGGCCAGCAGAGGCCCCGGGAGGACGGCCUGCUGGAGCCGUCGCUGAGCGAGCAGGACUUCGGCGGGAAGAGCCUGCAGACGCUGGAGCUGGAGAUCCAGGAGGCCUUCCUGCGCUUCAUGGCCGCCGUGCUGAGGGGCUACCGCUCCUUCCUGCGGCCCAUCACCCAGGCGCCCUCCGAGAAGGCCACCGACGCCAGCUCCCUGUUCGACCUGCAAGGGUUUCUGCGGAGCCGGGACCGUUCGCAGCAGAAGUUCUACUCCCUCGUGACCAAGACCCAGAUGUUCAUCCGCUUCAUCGAGGAGUGCUCCUUCGUCAGCGACAAGGACGCCAGCCUGGCCUUCUUCGACGACUGCGUGGAGAAGCUGUUUGGCACUGAGAGCGGUGCGGACAAAGGAGGAAAGGCGGACAGUGAGCGGUCGGAGGAGGCCAGGCUGAUCGAGCUGGACGAGUCCCAUCGCAGCGAGCACACGGUCUUCAUCACCCCCCCGGAGCUGCCCCCGCUCCCUGACGGAGAGGAGUACCCGCUGUGCUACAGCUACAGUGGUUUCCCCGUGUUAAACCCUGAGCUGUUGGACCCCCCCGAAGGACUGCGCACCCCCGCCUCUCACCUGGCCUCCCGCCAUAGCUGCCCCACCAGCCCCGCCCCCAUGUUCCGCCGCACCAAGCAGGAGAUCAAGUCGGCGCACAAGGCGGCCAAGAAGUCGUCGUCCGUCCCCCAGCUGUGGGCCAAGUGCCUGCUGCGGCACUGCUACGGCCUGUGGUUCAUCUGCCUGCCCGCCUACGUGGCGGUGUGCCACUCCAAGGUGCGGGCGCUGCGCACCGCCUACGACGUGCUGCGGAGGAUGCAGGCCAAGAAGCUGCAGGCCCCCGACGAGGUGUGUUACCGGGUCCUGAUGCAGCUGUGCGGGCAGUACGGCCAGCCGGUCCUCGCGGUGAGGGUCCUGUUCGAGAUGAAGAAGGCCGGGGUGCACCCCAACGCCAUCACCUACGGGUACUACAACAAGGCUGUGUUAGAGAGCACCUGGCCCUCCACCACCAGGGGAGGCUACUUCCUGUGGAUGAAGCUGCGGAAUGUGGUCCUGGGCGUGGCCCAGUUCAGACAGGCGCUGAAGCGGCACCAAGCCAAUGCGGCGCAGACCCCUCAGUCAGAUGGCAGCGAUCUGGACGGCGGGAGCCACGGCAGCACGGACGGGUCUAACGACGCUCACCCCGGCGACCGCGCCCCCUUCGGCUCCAGCUCGGUCAAAGUAGACCCCGCUGACGAUAGGUCUAGCACAGCCUGCUGUGGGCGUGGCCGCCCGGGCUCGGGAACAUGGCCGCCGCCCUCGCGCCGGCACUGGGCGUGUCCUGAGCACGGAGAACGCUCUCUCCUCUCAGGGGGACAGUCAGAUCUGGGUUAUAACUCCAUGUCCAAAGAGGACGUGCGCAGAGGUGCCUGUGGAGUGCAGGACAGCGCCCCCAACAGAGGGGAGUUCAAGAAAGAGAGCGACUCCAGCUCUCGUGAGUUCACGCACAGAUGCACACAAGAACACUCUCGCACGUUCACAAAUCAUUUACAUUUAUUUCUGAAAGAACUGCAUGAACUUGAAAUAGCCAAUCAGGUUAGGGUGCAUGGAAACAUUGUGAAGUUGGCAGGCAGUGCACUUCCCCCAAAUGGAAAUUCACAAGUGUGCUGUUUUUUGAUCUCCCAUCUCAAAAGUUCAUUUCAAAAUGUCAGUGUAUGUUUGUGUCUGACAGGUGUACGUGUGUGUUAUUGGUGUGUAUUUGUAUCGAGCUGGCACGAUGCUUCUAUCAGUACCCACCACGCGGUUAUCGUCCGGAGCAACCGUCCCUACGGCAACCAGGCCAGUGGGUCUGAUGAUGCCAGGGCAGACCAUGUGGCCGGGCUCCUCUUCUCCUCCUCGUUGGGGGAGAUCGGGACGGUGCAGGGCGGCAGUUUGCACGGGCAGAGGAGCGGCGCGCAGGAGGGGCGGGGCGCGUCGGACUGGCUGGGGGUCAGAGGUCGCAGCCUGAGCGUGGACCCGGCCGGGGGGCUGGGGGUCCUCGGUCUCGGGAUGACCCAGGCCGAAACGGACCCCGCCCGCGUCGCCGAGAGCCUGGGCGACGACGCCCAGAUCCUCUCCGGAACGUUCUGGAAGGCCCGGCGGCCGGACUCCCUGGCGGUGGGAGGAGGGGAGGGGGCGGCCCGGUCCCGCGCCCGGGACACCGGCGCCGCGCGCGAGCGUCGCCGCGACGACCGGCGGGGCGGGCAGGACUCCAGUGACGAGGACAAGGCGGACACCAUCUUCGCCCUGGAGGACCUGGACCUGGACGGGGAGGCGGGAGGCGAGAGCGAGGGCGGGGCUAAGAGGACAGUGGGCGGGGCCAGGGAUGUGGGCGGGGUGGGGCGGGCCGUGGUGCGGGCCGGCUCCGACCCGCUCUCCCUCCUGGCGGCGGAGACGGAGCGGGAGGAGGAGGAGGAGGAGGAGGGGGAGGAGCCGGACGGCGAGGGGGUCCUGACUCCGCGGCGCCACCUGGCGGAGGAGAUCGAGAUGUACAUGAACCACCUGGGCAGCCCGCUCAGCAGCCGAACGCCCAGCAUGGACCUGCAGGACCCCUCCGGCCCCCGAUUGCUCCCCGCGCCCCCCCCCUGCUGCCUGCCGCCCCAGAGCUCCCCCCGCCCCGCCGGGGUCCCCCGCUCGCCCGCCUACCGCGGCCACGCCCGCCAGCGCCCCUGCUCCUCCCCGGCCCCGCCGGGCUCGCCCGUCCCCUCGCCCUCCUCUUCCUCCUUCGCCCUGGACACCCUGCUCACCCCCACGCUGGACGUCUUCAAGAGCAGCGUCUUCUCGGCGGGGAAGGGCGUGGCCGAGAAGGCCAGCCGCUGGUACUCGCGCUUCGCCACCUACGCCUCGCCCACCAAGGACGCGAGCUACGAUCGGAGAAGCGUGGACGACCCAGACUGCUCCUCUCUGCCGGGCGAGGAGUCCAGCCCCGACCCCGGGGACCCCACCUCCCCCCAGCGGAACGGGCCCCGCAGGAGCCCCCGCCUGACCCGCGCAGGGAGCCCCGCCCCGGGCCACUCCCCCAGCCGCACGCCGCGCCCCGGAUCCGCCCGUCAGCCCUACCCUCCAGGCUGCACGCUGUCGCCGUCCAGCUUCACCCUGCCGGACCGGUCCGAGCUGGGCUCCUCCCCCCACACCAGCAGCACCAGCAUCUUCAACAGCUACGCAAUGGAGGUGCUGAUCUCCAGCUGCUCGCGCUGUAAGACCUGCGAGUGCCUGGUGUACGACGAGGAGAUCAUGGCCGGCUGGACGGCCGACGACUCCAACCUCAACACCACCUGCCCCUUCUGCGCCAACCCCUUCCUGCCCUUCCUCAACGUGGAGAUCCGCGACCUGCGCGGGCCCGGGAGGCUCUUCCUGAAGAGCAGCCCUUCAGCAGAGGAGGCCCUGUCCUCUUCUUUCUCCGUGUCCACGGGGCUGGGGACGGGUACGUCCACGCUGUCCACCCCCGGUCCCCCCACGGUGAUGUCUCCGCCCUCCCCCAGAAUCACCCUGCAGGAGUGUCCCGUGGGCGACAGCAGUAGUUACGCCCCAGCACGCUGCAUUGAUAUCCCCAUGGAGCGUCGGCAGGGGGCCCUGUCCCCCGGGUCCCACAUGGUCCGCAGCGUCAGCGCCUUCGGGCCCCUGGAGGAGCCCCUCCGUGCCGGGCUCCCAGCCGUCCCCACCGGCAGCCUGCCCAGCCGGCUGAACGAGGCCGUGGACCUGCUGAACCUGGACUGGCGCCUGCACGACCCGGAGCCGGUGACGGUGCCCUACCUGAGCCCGCUGGUGCUGUGGAAGGAGCUGGAGAGCCUGCUGGAGAACGAGGGCGACCAGGCCAUCGGCGCCCGCGGCAUCGUCGACCACCACCCCAUCGUCUUCUGGAACCUGGUCUGGUACUUCCGCCGGCUGGACCUGCCCAGCAGCCUGCCGGGCCUGGUGCUCACCUCCGACCACUGCAACCGCGGCUCCCAGAUCCCUCGCCACUGGAUGUCUGAGGACAGUAAGCACGUGCUGAUCCAAAUUCUGUGGGACAACCUGAAGCUGCACCAGGACCCGGUGCAGCCCUUCUACAUCCUGUGGAACACGUACAGUCUGAACUACCCAAUACCUCGGCCAGUGCGGGCAGAGGAGGCGGCCUUUGGGGAGGAGCUUCUGCAGGGCGUGGUCAGGAGCAUCCAGAAGAACGAUGUGUACCGCCCCAUGAGCCAGAUACUACAGCUACUGGCACAGACACUGGGAAUCAGGAGGCAAAGGAGUUUGUACAGAGACAUCCUCUUCCUGUCCUUAGUGGCGCUGGGCAAAGAUAACAUUGAUAUCGAUGCUUUUGACCGCGAGUACAGGCUGGCGUAUGACCGCCUGACCCCCAGCCAGGUCAAGCUCACGCGUAACUGUGACCGCCCGCCCAGCGCCGGGGUCAUGGAGUGCCGCAAGACUUUUGGGGAGCCGUACCUGUGACCCCCCCCCCUCCUGGCCCUGUCCAUUGCUCUCUGCUCCCUGAGAAAUGACACUGCUUCUGACCACGGAAGAGUCUACAGCAUGGGGCAGGAAGUGAGGUAACUCGCCGAGGGAGGAGCCCGUGAGACGUGUCAGGAAGUGAGGUCACGAUGCGAAUGCGCUGUCGCCGACGCUCGUGCGCUGAUGCUCAGUUGGGGUUCUCGAGGACGACCUCGCACCCCACCCACUGCCAACCCCCCCCCCCCCCCGGAGACAAGGGCCUUUACCGGAAUUUUCCAUGGAGACCCGAAGAGGUCGACGCAGAGAGCGGGGAGAAGAGUUUCAGUGUUCGAACCGCACUGCCCGCGUCCACACGGAGUUUACACGGCAGUUAAACCAAGGGGCCUACUGGCCAAAUAUGCCUCUUUAAUAGCGGCCUGGCGUAGAUACAAAACACUUUACUAAAAAAAAAGGAAAGAAAAGAAAAGAAAAUAUAUACAUGGUAUUAUGCGCUACGUGGCUUUUCGAAAUCCUGCACAGACUAUGUUGUAUACGAUGCGAAAGCGAUGUACAUACAAUGUUACAAACUUUUGUAAAAGCUCCAUUUGUAUUAUACGCUCAUGUACCGAGACUAAUGUUGGCGAUAUUUUUGCUUAAAUAGGAUUCUAUUUAUACAGAUUUUCCAUUAUUUAUUUUGGUAUGCCAAGCUGUCUCCUGUUCCAGAGGAUUCUUUCCCCACAGAUCGCCCGUAGGGAGCGUCUUUUUCAGACAGCCACAUCAGUGACGUUCACAGAGCUGAUGUUCGGAGGCCUGUGUUGCAGAACUCAGCCACAGUCGAAAUUGUGGACUCUCACUCUGACCUUAUACACCACAUUUCUCAAAGGGAAUUCCCCUCAUCAGUUGUGACAUAAAGACCCUCGAGGCAUCAUCCCAGUGUUGUCUGGAGAUCUGUCUUUUGAUUGGCCUUCUCUGACCAGCUUCGUUUAACAUUAGACCUGGGAUCGUAAUGAAAUCGUUGCUGCACGUUGCAUAGAAAACACCUGAGCUGGUCACGCAUUCCCUGGCCGUAUGAAUUUUACUCUGAAACGCACAUGCCCCUCAUAUAGGACCAUGCACACUAUAUUUCCAUUAGUGGUUUAGAUUCUACGUAUGUUUAUUGUAUGUUAAAUUGAUCAAAGUCAUUAUAUGUGUUCCGCAUAGCACCAGCAUAUUUACAGGUACAUUUACAAAAUGGGCCUGACUCAAGAAAUUGGUCUUUAUAGCCUACAGCUCAUGAUUGACACUGAACCUCAGUGUUAAUUUGUAUAUUUAUUUGUAUGAGUAUAUACGUCUACAUCAUUUGACCGGUACUCUUGUUUGGGGGACUUCAGAAUGGAAGAACUUGUUUGGGGGACUUCGGAAUUCGCAUGCACGUAUUAGCAGGUAAAAAACUAAAAAUAUCUCCUGUCUCAACAGACACGGGCUGUUAGUGGAGACAGUAGGGGAAGUGCAAUCAGGAUAGGGUUAUGGUUAGAGAAGUUUUCAGGGUAGUGCAGGGUAGGUCUGGAGAGAUGGGUCUUCAGUCCAUAGCAGAAGUUUGCGGGAGACUGUUCUGGCAGCAGUGGGGAGGUCUAAGACAGAAGAGAGUGCAGACCAUGAGUAACUGGUGGAUCAGCACAGAGGUGGGGUUGUGAAGCAGCCUGUGAUGGUAGAGACAGGGUGUAGGGCUCGUAGGGUGCAGGGCUUUUAGAGUGUAGGGCUCGUAGGGUGUAGGGCUUGUCGGGUUUAGGACUUGUAGUGUGUAGUGCUUGCAGAGUGUAGGGCUUGUAGGGGGUAGGGGUUGUGGAGAGUAGGGCUUGUAGUGUGUAGUGCUUGCAGAGUGUAGGGUUUGUAGUGUGUAAGGCUCGUAGGGUGUAGGGCAUCCUUCCUGGACGUAGGAGGGGACAGAUCUGUUUGUAGCCCUGUGGGUCUGCACUUGUCUUGGGUCUGAUGAGAGGUGCAACAGGGAGUCAGUGGAGUCCAAGCAGUAGAGCUGUCAUUUGAACACCAGGGGAGGGUAAACACCAGUCAAACUGAAGCAUUUGGGAUGGUACUUAUACCCAGUAAUAAAAAUAAACACGCACACACACAGUGAGUGUGAGAUUAUUAAGUCUCCUUCAACCUAUACAUACACAGCUGACACAGCUGCUAUAGAUUAAGUGUAGGUAGGUAGGUAAUCCACAGUUUAGGUAAUCCACUGAUAAAUCGAAGCGAUGUAAUGGGUCUAAGAGCCAAUCAGAUCACUCGUCCCACAUUGGCAAGGGGAGCCCACAGGUGUGGGGUAAAUUUUCCUGGUCCUUAAUGUGACUUGAAGUUCGGACAUUCACAAUCGAACAGACAAUACCUUCCCAUGAAAUUGUGUUCAAAUAAGCUUAGCUUGUUUAAAUGUUUUUAACAUAUGUUUUUAACAUAUGCCGUUCAAAACUAUAAUUUUCUGUUUUUAUUGCGUUGCGUUCCUUUGUUUUAUCGGAGGAAACACUUUUGCACACGUACAUGUGCAGCGUGUAAGUUUAUAAAACCAAAAAAUGCACAAUCCAAAAAUGUACAGUAAAUGGUGUGACGUGAGUGUUUGCAACUGGACUGAUGGUCAGUAAUUAUUCUGAACUGUGCAGAAUACAGAAUGCACUCAAACAUUCAUUUUGUAGCUUGAUGACGUGUUGUAGAAGAGUUUACUGUAUGUCAGUUUACUGUAUGUGAGUGUAGGUUAUAUUGAAGUCCUAUGUCAUACUGCUCCAUGCUAUGAGAAACACCCCUUAGAGGUCACAAGGCUUGAAGCAGGCCUUUUCUGUCCUAAGUACAGAAAUCCACAGAACCAAACACCACAAGCCCUCCCAACUAUCUGGACAGUAAGCCUCAGAUUCUUAACACUGAAGCUGAAAUAUUCUGAUUUGCGUCCUUUAUAAUCAGAAAUGAACAGGGCAGAUUGAUGGGCUGCAGUGACUCUUUUUGCCAGGGCUGAUGUUAACGAUAGCUUUGAAGCGACCAAUGACAUGCAUCCGUCCCCUAACCCCGCCCCCGUGUCCGAACAGUGCCAAAGCUACAAACUGAGAACUAAGGGGGAAAAAUUUGAAUGGAAGGAGAAAAUUUUUUGGAAAACAAUGUAGUUGGUCAAAAACAUGAUGGCUUGAAAACAUUAACUGAAUGCUUUCACAUUUUGAAUCUUUCAUUUACAGUGAAGUUUUUUUAUUCUUUCAUCUUUAACACCUUUUUUUUUUUUUUUUUUUGCUUGUUUUGAAAUAUUACACCAAAAACCAGCAAAAUUAAAAACUUGAUCUUGGGGAAAGCAUCUGUUUGGAAAAGAAAGCUACAUCUAAACUCAUGAAGAUUUGAGUUUAUUUGCAGCACAUUAGACUGUUUCUGCCAUUAUCCAGUUUUGUUUCUGUGAAAACGUAGUUUAACAUUUGGGACAUGCCUCAGUAUUGACAAUCCCUUGUAUGUUGCAUAUUCAGAGUGAAGCUCACCUGAUAUCCCAGUGAAUGAGUGAUGUCACAGAGUGCUUGUGUAAUGGCCGGCAGAGGGCCACUCUUGAGAGUUGUCCAAUGACAGCUGGUCAAAUGGUUGAUGGACAGCGGAGGUCACCCAACCACGACCUCUCUGUAGUACUAUGCAAUUGCAGUUGUCCAAGAGGUAUCGCCAAUUGAAUGUGAAGUGUUUGUUAAUAUCUUUGAAACUUGAAGCCUUUUUUUCCGACCCACUUGGAAAGAUAGCAUUGUCUAUGGACCCAGUCUACUGAGAGGUGUUCUUAGCCUUUCAGUCUAUAUAUAUCAAAAACAAACAAAAAAAAAGAAAAAAAAAAGAUUGUAAGAUGCGUCAGCCUGCUGCUGUUUAAAACAUCGCUGUGUUCACCGAGCUGUGCACAGACGAGUCUGGAGAACAGGCGGCGAUAACAAAUCUCUGGAUCUGUAUGGUCAUCUUUUUAAACUGUAAAUAAAGUCAUUCAUACAAAGGG
Molecule: messenger RNA, 10315 nt
Organism: Anguilla rostrata (American eel)
Lineage: Eukaryota; Metazoa; Chordata; Actinopteri; Anguilliformes; Anguillidae
Product: C-myc promoter-binding protein-like
Exons: 35
Coding region: 187-6369 (2060 amino acids)
Biological process (GO): regulation of Rab protein signal transduction
Cellular component (GO): cytoplasmic vesicle
Molecular function (GO): protein binding
Source: RefSeq, a predicted model, not a curated record